This is a messenger RNA of Camellia sinensis, 6678 nucleotides long. Its product is annotated as methyl-CpG-binding domain-containing protein 9. Gene Ontology annotation, cellular component: nucleus. Gene Ontology annotation, molecular function: protein binding. The record is from RefSeq and is a predicted model, not a curated record. Lineage: Eukaryota; Viridiplantae; Streptophyta; Magnoliopsida; Ericales; Theaceae.
AACACAAAGCAGUUACAACAUUCUUGAGACGCCACACCACACGGGUAUACCUGAGGACCACCGAAAGACUUCUCAUCAACAGAUAGGGUACUCCCGUAAUUUCCGCAGAGUACGGGGGAAACUCCCUUUCACAAUUUUGGGGACUCUCGGCUUCCCGUAAUUUCCACACACAAAAAAACGUGUUUUUCUUUUUUUGAUUCCAACUUUCGAUUUGAUUCGAUCACUACGUUUCACCUCUUCGCACACUCUCAGAGUCGGCAGUGGAAUCAAAUCAGUCGAUCUUCACAAUCCUCAUCGUCUUCAAUCUCAAAGAUCGAAACUUUCUUUGUUUGUUUCCUUUAACAAUGGAAUUGGCAGAUUUACCCGAAGCCGGUACCAAUUUCCGACCCAGGUCCUUCGAAAUCGAUCUCAACGAGACCCCCCUGCCCUCUCCUCGCGAAACCCUCGACGCCGAGGGAGAGAUUUUGGUGUGUGGUGGUUGCGGCCGAGGGUUUCAUGUCAAGUGUUUGGGGAUAAAGGAUGACCAAAAGUCUAGAGAGAGAAAAUGCUUCAAGUGUCUGAUGAGCAAUGGUGGAAGAGCAGGGAUUUUGGACAUGAAUGCGUCGCCGCCGCGAGAGGAACUUGGAGAGGGGUUUGUUGUGGAUUUGGAGAGCUCUGGACAUAGAGUUCCAGCUAGGGUUCCAGAGCAAAAGGAUGACAAAAUGCAUGCCAUGCGUGAUAUACCUUUCGUUGGUCACCCUCUCAAUGCCCCAGUGACGACUUCAAAUUUGUUAUAUCUGGAAAAUAGAUUUAAUCUCCAAAAGGCAUCUCGUGGUUUGACACAAAUUCCUAAAUCAGUUUUUGAAGAUAUAGUGCUGGACAGACUGUAUAGAACGUCAAUGGAAGCAGGUUUGAGCUCCACGCCUAAAGGAGGGCUUUGGCCCAGUCAUUGUACACCUCUAAACUUUUUUCGUCAGAGUCAAAGUGAGGUGUAUCUUCAAACUCUUAGAGAAUAUAUACGUGAGAAACAAGGUUUGUUAGGAGACAAUUGGUGUGUGGAAUUUAUUUAUUGUAAAAACAGAUGUAAAACCUUUGCGGUUUAUUGUGCUCCUGAUGGCAAUAGGUUUGAGUCAAUGUCUGAUGUUGCUGGGCAUCUUGGAUUAUUGUCAAACUAUCUUUCAUUGGAAAUGGAGGACAGGAAUGAUGGGUUUGCUUCACUGCAGAAAGGAUUGCAUUUAAACCGGAGACGAAAGGAAUUUUUGAGGUUUUCAAGAGCCAAUAACUAUAGAGAUAGUCAGAAUAAUCCGGCUGGCAAAUUUGAGAGCAGCAGGAGCAAUAUGGAAGCCAACUCCAUGGAAUAUGGUGGCUGUGGAUUUCAGCAAUUUCAGGAUGGCUUCCCUUUGCAAUUUGAAGAUUUUUUUGUCCUUUCUGUGGGCAAGGUUGAUCCACGGCCCUCAUACCAUAACAGUAGUCAGAUCUGGCCUGUAGGUUACAGAUCUUGCUGGCAUGAUAAGAUUAGUGGGUCCAUUUUUGUUUGUGAAGUUUCAGAUGGUGGUGAUUCAGGUCCCAUCUUCAAGGUUCGAAGAUAUCCGUGCUCCACACAACCUGUUCCUAUUGGUUUGACAGUCCUCCUGAGGCAAAAAUCUGACUUGUAUUAUUGGCAAGAUAAAGUUGGAAGUGAUGAUUCAGCUAGUUUUGGGAUGGAUGAUGAUGAGAAUCUGAGUAUUCAGAUGAUGCUUACAGAAGAUAGCCCACCAAAUUUGGAAGAUGUUGAUUUUCAAAAAGCAUAUAGUUCGACAACCCAAAGAUUUUUAAGCAUUAUAACAGAUGAUUUAGGGCAGGGUGACUGUAUUGGUGAAUUUUUAGUUGAAGGGAGGUCAUCACCAAUGGUUUGGGAAAUGGCCUCUCGAACUCUAAUGCAUGCUUUCCAUAAGGUAUUGAAGCAAACAGGUGCAAUCCAGUUUUGUUGUAAACAUGAUGUGAAUGGAGAUCAUGUUAAAGCAGCAGACAAUGCUGAUUCAUUAUCCAAGUUUUGUUAUUCGUUUGGCCCUACUAACAUUCCGCAUUUAAUUCAGAGCAAUAAUGAGGUUGACACUUAUAGUGAAGUGCUGAUGAAAUGGUUACAACAGGACAGAUUUGGAUUAGAUGUGGAAUUUGUACAAGAAAUCUUAGAACAACUUCCCGGGGUUCAUGCCUGUUCAGAGUACAGAUUUCUGAACAAAAGAAAUCAGAACUUAGGUUUGCAAACAGUUGGAAGUGGGUUUUUUCUGUCUAAAAGGAAGAGUAGGAAAGGAGCAGAUGGUUCUUUCCUAAGCUUUAAAAGACCUCGGAAGCAGUUAGUUGAAAACUUGGGCACGAAGAAAUCUUUUCCUUUAGGCAAGCCAUUGAGUUCAAAGCUUCCUGCACAUUUGAUCGGUGACGUUCUUCAGGUUUGGGAGUUUCUAUGGCGUUUCUCAAAGGUUUUAGGCUUGGAGGAACCUUUUUCAUUCCAGGAACUUGAAAAUGAACUUAUGAAUCCUUGGUUAGACACAAAAAAUCCACUAAAAGAAGCUGAAAAUGAUUUCCAAAAUGGUGGGGAUGUCACCUUGUGUACUGGUGCAGCAUUGAGAAAGGCCCAUAGCUCACUGCUGAAAGUGUUAAUUAGUGAACUCCUUUUGAAAGUUGCGGGAUAUAUAGACCCCAACUUUGAUGUGGGAGAAUGUAAGUCGAGACGAGGUAAAAAGAAAGAUGCAGACAACUCAGUUAAUUCAAAGAAAACAAAGUUUGAUAUGCUCAAGAUCAAUGGACUUACUUGGCCCGAAUUAGCUCGGAGAUACAUCCUAGUUGUCCUGUCCAUCAUGGAGGGUGACCUUGAAUCUACAGAGAGUAAUGGCCGGGAGAGCAGUAAGAUCUUUCAUUGCUUACAGGGUGACGGUGGAACUCUUUGUGGUGCCCUUACAGGAGUAGCUGGAAUGGAGAUAGAUGCACAACUUCUUGCAGAGGCUAAAAAGAAAGUCUUUGGUUUCAUGAAGAAAAAUCACAUUAGCGCAGAUCAAGGAGCGGUUGAUGCAUCAAGUGCUUCCAAAGUUAUUGAGGUGAAUAGCAGUGAAGUCCCUGAGUGGGUGCAGGCACUAGAACCUAUAAGAAAGCUACCCACAAAUGUUGGAGCCAGAAUUAGGAAGUGUGUGCGUGAUGCUUUAGAGAAAAAUCCUCCAGAAUGGGCAAAGAAGAUACUGGAACAUUCAAUUAGCAAGGAAGUUUACAAAGGGAAUGCAUCAGGACCCACGAAGAGAGCCAUUGUCUCAUUGCUGGCGGAUAUGAGCCUUGAAAAUCUGCAGCCCAAACCUGAUAAAAAAGAGAAAGUGAAAAGUACGAGCACUGUAUCUGAGUUAAUAAUGAAACAGUGCCGCAUUGUAUUACGGCGUGCUGCUGCUGAAGAUGAAGAAAAAGUCUUCUGCAAUCUGUUAGGAAAAACACUUAUUAAUCCUAAUGAUAAUGAUGAUGAGGGACUCCUAGGAUAUCCUGCAAUGGUAUCUCGUCCUUUAGACUUCAGGACUAUUGAUAUGAGAUUGGCUUACAAGGCCUAUGGUGGAUCCCACGAAGCUUUCCUUGAAGAUGUUCGGGAGGUUUGGAAUAACAUUCGCACUGCAUAUGCAGAUCAAUCUGAUUUGGUCGAAACUUUAUCCCAAAAGUUCGAAGUUAUAUAUGAAAAAGAGGUCCUGACACUGGUCCAGAAGUUUGCUGAGAAUACCAAUUCUUUAAACAUAAGGGAUGAAGCAAAAAAAGAGUCUGAUGAUAUGCUUUUACAUGCAAAUGAGAGCUCACUUUCCAAAGCUCCCUGGGAUGAGGAUGUAUGCAAAGUGUGUGGAUUAGACAAAGAUGAUGACAAUGUUCUUUUGUGCGAUACUUGUGAUUCUGAGUAUCAUACAUAUUGCUUAAACCCUCCACUUGCUAGAAUUCCGGAAGGAAAUUGGUAUUGCCCUUCUUGUAUUGCUGGUCAAUUCAAGUCUCAAGGCACAUCACAUGGUACUCUGGUCAGUCAAUGCCGGAGAAAGAGACGCCGCGGAGAAUUCACACAAAAUUUUAUGGAGACACUGAGCCAAUUAGCACUCACUAUGGAGUCGAAAGAGUACUGGGAGCUCAAUGUAGAAGAGAGAAUUUUACUUCUAAAAUUUUUGUGUGACGAGACACUGAACUCGGGCAUUCUUCGUGACCACCUAGAUCAUUGUGCCUCUAUAUCUACUGAUUUGCAGCAGAAGCUGAGGUUCCUAUCUUCUGAAUUGAAGAACCUAUCAUGCAAGGAAGAAAAUCUGCCAAAAGCAAACAAUGUGCAUAAUAGAGUUGGAGAAUUGGCUUCAGAUGGGUUGCCUUGUAUCAUUGAUAGAAAUCAAAAUUUUAAGGAGUCUGAUAUAGUUGGUCAACUACGAAAUCAACAGCCUGUUGAGGAGCAGAGUCUAGUACCUGAGAAUCAUUUUUCCAGAAACCUUGAGAUGAGCUCCCUUGAGAAUGAGAUUUCUGUUAUCCAGGAUUCAAUUGCUCAUGUAGAAUCUGAACUUCUGAAGGUAUCUGUUCGAAAAGAAUUUUUGGGAAAGGACUCUGGUGGCCGAGUGUACUGGGUUUUUGGCAGGCCCGAUACUUCCUCACUGGUGGUUUUUAAUGGUUGUAUGGAGGUAAAAAAGAGUGAAAUGAAAGAGCUUGGAGAUCCUACUGAAAAAAAUUCAAAUUUGAGGAACUCAUUGGUUUCUUACCAAUCUGAUACUGAAAUUGAAGAACUCGUUGGUUGGCUGAGAGAUGGUGAUGCAAGGGAUAGAGAACUGAAAGAGUCUAUCAUGCGUUGGCGAAGAAAUAAAUGCAAAGACUCCAAUAAUGCUGAAAAUCAAAUUCAAAAUGACCUCUCCAAUGGUGGAAAAGCUUUUGAAUCCAAUUUUCCGGUGACCGAGGCUAUGACUGUUUUGGAAAAGAAGUUUGGUUCUUGCUUGAAACCAGAGGUUACCGAUGUCUCAAAGAAGACGGGUCCGAAAGAUAAGGUAUCUUUUGAGGGUAGAAUGUACAGAUGUGAAUGCCUAGAACCUAUAUUGCCUGUUAGACCUCAUUGCCGAUCGUGCCACCAGACAUUUUCCAUGAGCACGGAACUAGAGAGUCAUAAUGAUGGAAACUGCAGUGCAGGUUCACCUGUCCCCGAGAAUAACAAAGAACGUGAAGAUUUAAAGAAGGGGAAGAGGAUGACAACUAAAACCCUAGCUGAGCAGCGCUGUACUGACAAAGGAUUUUUUAGAAAAUCAAGAAGCGGAAAGAAUGAGAUUGGCUAUAAUGCAGUAAAAUUUCAAGAGCCGGAUUGUCCGUUUGACUCUGAGGAGAUCAAGUCAAAGUUUGUCACCAGGAACUCUCUUAAGGAAUUGGUAGAUGACGUGGGACUUAUUAGAUCUAAUGGGAUUCCAUCAUUUUUGCCGAGUUUAUCUCCUUAUCUCAGUGACCCUGCCUUAAGGUUAGUCCUUACCGGAAAGAAUGAGAUCAAUAAUGGAAAGGAAUUUGUGGGUAUGAACGGUAAUAGCAGUUCCAACAAUUUGCCAAGAAAUGCUGAAAACGACAUUGAUGAGGCAUCGAAAAUUGAGAGAUUAGACUCUAAUUUUACGAAUGAAAGGGUUCAAUUGUCUGCUAGAAAGAACAGAUGUCCAAAGCUUGGGGUUGGUAAGCACUGCGUGUUUCGUGAAUCGUCAUCGAGACGAUUAGUGGGUAGGGUUUCUCAACUUCUACGGCAACUCAAGAUCAACUUGCUUGACAUGGAUGCGGCGCUUCCUGAGGAAGCUCUGAGACCUUCUAUGUCCCAUUUGGAAAAAAGAUCUGCCUGGCGUGCAUUUGUAAAAUCUGCAGGUUCAAUCUAUGAGAUGGUCCAAGCAACAAUCACACUCGAGAACAUGAUAAAAUCCAAAUACUUGAAAAACAGUUGGUGGUAUUGGUCUUCUCUUUCUGCUGCAGCCAGUAUUUCUACUCUUUCGGCUCUAUCUCUCCGCAUAUACACCUUGGAUUCUGCCAUCAUGUUUGAAAAGCCUUCACCAACUUCGGAUUCUAUAGAAGAUAUCAAAUCAAAUCAAAAUGACAAUGCGAAACCAAAAACUAGACAAAGCACAAGAAGGAAAGACUCUGGAGGGUGAAAUCGAGCAGACACUUGUUACCAUUGUAAAUUUUUUUUUGGACCUAGUUGAAUCUGAAGCAGUCUUGACCUCUUCUUAAUGUGGAGUUCUUUUGUAACCCUAAUGUUGGAAGGCAUGAGGGCAUUUGCUGCUGCCAUGCCCCCUUCUUGUCUGUAUAUAGAAAGCAAGGCUGAUUCACUGAUAGAUGUCGGAUGGUGAUUCAGAAUCAACUUGUGCUGAACUGGUUUCUCAGAAUGGGAGCUGCUGGUGCCGUCUUCCGAAGAGUAAAAUUUACAUUUUGUAUAUGAAAGUAUCACUCUGGGAAAAAAAGAGUAAAAAAAAGGAAUCUGCGCAGGUGUAGGUCUGUUGUGUAUAUGUAUAUGUUUAAGAAUGUUGUCCAGGUUUUUGUUAGAAAUGUGAAGGCUUAGUUUAAAUCCAGCCCUUCUGUACAACAAGGAUUAGGCCUGGGAUCCUUUCCUUAAUCGCUCUAUUUUUCUGUUUUUAAAUACAUGUUUUGAGAUGGUCAUAUGUUGAAAUAUUCACCAGAUUCAAAUGGAAAAUAAAGAAAUAACAUUUUGGCACCAAAAAA